Molecule: messenger RNA, 940 nt
Organism: Saccostrea cuccullata (small rock oyster)
Lineage: Eukaryota; Metazoa; Mollusca; Bivalvia; Ostreida; Ostreidae
Exons: 2
Source: RefSeq, a predicted model, not a curated record
GCAAAGAUGCCCUUCCAUUCGAAAAUAAAAAUGAAAGGCCGAGACACGAUAUUUAUAUCAAAGCUAUUUAUCUAAAAUCGUUUUCUUUCUCUUUUCCAGUGAAUAUUCCCGAAAUUAUUCUGCAAAAAAGCAAGAAUGAACAAAUAGAAUAUUUACAGAGAUUGCAGACAGGGGAAUCUGUACAUUGUAGAGGUUCAAACGACAGCUUCGAGCACAUACUUUGGAAAUGGGAAUAUCUAAAAGAUGCAAGACCUAACAUAGUUAGAUCCUGCAUCGGCCUCCAUGAACAUAGUGACAUAUAUAUAAUCGGCAACAAGGCAUAUAGAGAACCAAGCAAAUACCAUGCCCUCUCUCGUGAAGUUCGAAGUCUUCUUUACAGCUUUCUUCUGCUGGGAAAAUACACGCUUAAAGUCAAUGAGGAGUCCCAUGUAGCAAUUUUUAACAAACUCAGAGAACGAUAUUUUACAGAUCUACCAAAGUGUACUGACAUAGGGAUACCCACCGAAUCUCUGUCUGAAAUAUCACAAACACAAGAAAAUGAAUUCACUUUUCAAUCAGACACCAUACGACAUGACGUCAUGUACGCGUUUGUAACAGAGUGUUUGACUGAGGACAGUGAUCUCGAGUUUUUCCUCUCGACAGCAUCGCACCAGGUGAUAUUAGAAUAUUGUAGGAGCUGGAAAUAUGAGAGAAGUGAAGGAGAAAGGUGUCUGUAUGUUCCAAGCUGGCCUGAAAAGCUUUAUGACCUUUUCAUAGACCGUCUACAGAUUGACACCAUUAUACACUGUCAGGCAUCGGAUAAAGUGUUUUGCGACGCAAUCCAAGCCCGUUGUAUGCUUUUGAAAUUUUGUUUUCUCUUAUGAAAUCAGUUCAAAGAAUUUGUUUUUUGAUAACAAAGAAAAUAAAGUGUAUAUGCAAUCUUGGUUGGCUGGCUUGCAAA